GAUCUUUGACAGGCGUACGUCUAAUAAAAAUAAAGUAUUUCAUUCUCUAACUGUAUUAUUUAGUAUUUACUCUUUGUUCGUACAACGGAGGCACAGAGUGUGUAACCAUUAUCAACAUUUUAGAAAGUAAUUUGACUAUGACAAAAUGCAGUGAUAUGUGAUAACGUGAGAUAUUUUUCAAGUUUUUGACCAUCAACAAGUGAUAAAACAACAGUCAAAUGCUGAUGAUGUACAAAAAUUGUUAAUGAUUUUAACAUGCUGGGAUUGAAGAAAACAGAAUGUCCGCUGGUUCAUUGAUUGUAGUACUAUCACUUAAACGAUUAUUACUCAUCAUUGAUGAACGAUUCCGGACCGCUUAGUCCAUUCGACAAUGGAUGUUUAUCCUAUUACUUUGAUAAUCUGUCGAUCAGUGACCGCGAAACUAUUGCAGAAGAUGUCAGCUAUACUAUCGAUUCAGAUGACAGUAGUUGUUCUAGGACAGCAUGUUCAUCCAUAUUUGGCUCUGGUCCCGACGAGUUGGAAUCAGAAACAGUUUUGUUUUCAUCAUGCAGUGGCAGCAUCACAAAAUCCAAUGAAUGUCUAAUUGACAUAGAUACAUCAAUUGAUUCCACUAGCCAAAAUCAUGGGAAAACAUCUGAAUGCUGUUUAGUGACAAUUGGAAAAUCUAUCCAAAAAAAUAACUAUAUCGGAGUUAAAUCUUUUGAUCGUAUAAGUACCAGAACAAUCGACAAUGAAGAUAAAAUAGCUGGUAGUACUGCUCUAAUUUUAAAUUGCAGACCAACUCAAAUCCCCGCCAAACUACCUAAGGAGCAAUUAGAACACGAGAGACUAUAUGAGGAAAUUUUACAAAAUGCAAAGAAAAAAGAGUCUGAGAAAGCAAAAAAACAUAAAGAACAUAUAAAGCAAAAAUUGAUAAACGAAGAACGAUUAGCAAAUGUUACAAAAAUAUGGACUCAAGAAAUAAUUCCAAAUUGGCAUAAAAUGUGUCGGACAAAGAGAUGUCGUGAUCUUUGGUGGAAUGGUUUGCCCUCGAGUGUACGAGGUAAAGUUUGGUGUUUAGCUAUCGGCAAUGACUUGCUAAUCAAUGAAGAAUUAUAUAAAAGUUGUGUUUCAAACUCAUUUAACAAAUUUAAAGACUCAGAAGCUACUAUGGAUUGCCUGGAAUACAUACAUUUAGAUAUAACGCGUACAUUUCCUCACUUGGGGAUUUUCCAAAAAGGUGGACCAUAUUUUGACGUAUUGAAAAGGAUUCUUAGUGCCUAUGUUUGUCUCCGGCCUGAUAUUGGUUAUAUUCAGGGAAUGUGUUUUAUAGCUGCCAUUUUACUUUUAAAUAUGGAAGAACUUGAAACAUUUAUUUGCCUUGUCAAUUUAAUGGAAUCUCCAUGCUUGAAUGCAUUUUACACCGUAAACCAACGUUUGAUGACUUCUUAUUUUUCUACAUAUAAUGAUCUACUUAAACAUAAUUUAAAUAGACUCAAUACACAUUUUAAUCUCAUUGGUCUAACUUCUGAAAUGUACCUGGUUGAUUGGAUAUAUUCAGUUUUUGCAAAAUCAAUGAACUUAGAAUUGGCAUCUAUUAUUUGGGACAAUUUUUUAAGAGAUAAUGAUCAAUUCUUAUUUCGAGCUGCACUAGGUAUUUUACGCAGUAAUGAGUCUCAAUUAAUGCAAAUGGAUUCUAUAACGUGCGCUCAAUACUUAACAAAGUUACCAGAAAGUUUUACAUCAAACGCUUUAUUGAAAUCAACUAAAGCUAUUCGUAUGUCUAUUGGAAAACAAUCAUUUAACUCCUUACUCGUUUACAACCAAGCAAAAUGUACCCAAAACGCUUAAGUCUAAAAGUUUUGAUAUAUAUAUUGUUGUUAUUGCUCAUUUAUAUUAAGAAAUAAUUAUAUUAUAUAUUUAUUCAAUUGUUACACUAAUGACAUAUAAUAUCAUAACUUUUAAAAAUAUUUCUCUAAGUACAGAUUUGUACAAUUUAUUUAUCACAAUAAUAAUUUGGUGUAUACGCCAUGCAAGAUAUUAAUCGAUAAUAAGAAUUUGUCAUUUUUAUCUGCAAUAUCACUUGUUAACAUACAACACUAUGUUAGUUUUAAACAUUCAAACAAAAUGUAUUAAAGUAUAGGAACACAAUUUUUAAAAAGUGGCCUGAUCGAUCUCAAGUAGACAUUAAAACAAAUUCAAAUCAGUUUAAAGAAGUCUCAUCGCUUUAUCAGGUCCGUCGAUAUGAUUCACAAAAAAUUAGUACAUUUUGGUUGAAAUAAUUGUCGGCUAUCACAAUAAAUUUUAAGUAAUUGUAUUUAAUACAUCAUUUUUUUAAUUAUGAAACUAAUUAUAUAAUUGAUGUGGAUUGCCUAUAUUAGUUUAAUUUAUCACCGGGCCACACCAAGUAUUACAGCUAGUAUUAAAUUAAUUUAUUAUGGAUCAGUAACGAUUAUUUUUAUUAAUAUUUAAAUACAUUAGUACCAAACAGUUAUUUGAAGUAGAAAUUUUUAUAUUCAGUAUUUACCAAAGUUUAAAACUAGUUUUGAAUUUUAGAACAUUGUAUCCAUGACCUAUAACUAAUGUCUAGAAACUUAGUUGAUUUGUUUUACCUGUUAGUCAGUAUUCAAUUUAACU
Myzus persicae (green peach aphid) is the source of this 2616-nucleotide messenger RNA. RefSeq names its product TBC1 domain family member 12-like. The record is from RefSeq and is a predicted model, not a curated record. The transcript has 9 exons. The coding region runs from base 337 to 1830 and encodes 497 amino acids. Lineage: Eukaryota; Metazoa; Arthropoda; Insecta; Hemiptera; Aphididae.